This is a messenger RNA of Cynara cardunculus var. scolymus (artichoke), 791 nucleotides long. RefSeq names its product dof zinc finger protein DOF3.5-like. Bases 19 to 723 code for a protein of 234 amino acids. The record is from RefSeq and is a predicted model, not a curated record. NCBI's taxonomy places the organism in Eukaryota, Viridiplantae, Streptophyta, Magnoliopsida, Asterales, Asteraceae. Gene Ontology annotation, molecular function: DNA binding; DNA-binding transcription factor activity. Gene Ontology annotation, biological process: regulation of DNA-templated transcription. The transcript has a single exon.
AUCAAUUGGGUUUGAACCAUGUUACGAUCUGGUGGUUCGAUGGUGCAAAACCCUGGAUCUUCACAACCCGACCCUUUAAACUGCCCACGAUGCGAAUCAACAAACACCAAGUUCUGUUACUACAACAAUUACAACAAAACCCAACCUCGAUACUUUUGCAAAGCUUGUAAGCGUCAUUGGACCAAAGGUGGCACUCUUCGUACUGUCCCCAUUGGCGGUGGGCGGAAAAACAAGCGUCUUAGACGGCCUACGAGAGCCACCAUCACCGCCACAACCGCCGCUAGGAUCAUCAACAACCCCUCUAAAGAUCAGAAGAAUAGUCUUCUCCCACUCGAUGCUGAUCAUAAAGUGUCCUUCUUCAAACCAAUUACCGACAGUGACAGGAGAGAUGAUGAAGAAUUAUACACCAAUAUCGAAGAAUUAAAGGGUUUGGUUUCUUGGGAUUUUUAUGGAGGUUUUAUAGGUUGUACGAUGAUGCAACAGUCGUUAGAUCAUGGAGAUGAUCAUCAUCCAAUAUUAGGGUUCUCCAAGCUCUCAGACGCAAACCCUAGUUCAAGAUCGUUAUUGGAAAAGAUGGAAAACGAUGAGGAUUCGACGGUUACACCAAGAAGCAAUUUGUUGGAGCAAAGCAAUUGCAAUUGGAACUGGAACUGGAAUGAUCUUGACACCAUGGUUCUAGAAGAUCUGAAUAAGCCCUGGGAAGACCCAGAAUUCAAAACCUAAUUUGAGGUGACAUUGUAUCAAGAAAGUUAAUCUUUCUUAUGUUUAUCUUGAUCGAUCUGAUCUUGUUC